GUUCUGCGGAAACCUGGAACUCUGUUCCUGGGCGUUGAGCGAUGCCUUUGUCGGAGAUAGCUUCGUUUGCAUUGAGGUGCUGGACGAGCUCCAAAGCCUCGAGCUACAGAGGAGGGGCACCUUCCGUCGUUUGGAGGCGGACUUUGACGUCAUCAGUAAGGACAACGAACCGGCCAAGUCCAGCUCGCUGCCUGUGCUGAAGAAAGCCUUGGGCACUCAGUUCGGUGUCAGCUUUGCCUCAAAAUCGUUCUUUAGAGUCUCAAGCAUGGUGGGAGAGGAGGCCUUGUCUGAGGACAAGGCAGCCUCCUUGUUACAGGGCGUCUUGGUGAAGCUUCUUCCAGGCCGACUGUUGGAGCGCUUGGAGGACGCCCUCCGCGCCUUCCGCGACGCGAGCGGCAGUUUUGACUCCUUCUCCAGCUGGAAACACUUGAGAAACGCCUUGCUUCGAUGGAACGACACGGAUUCCAAGCUUCAGUUGAUCUCACAGUACGGCCAGUUGAACGCAUGGAACAUUUCGACCAUCCGAAAUCUGAGUCGUUUGUUCCAAGCUCUGGAGGAUUUCGAUGAAGACAUUGGCGCUUGGGACACUUCUGGAGUAACAGACAUGAGCUUCAUGUUCGCUGGUCCUUUCGAUGGUUCUGCUGUGCUGCGCUGUGUUCAUAGUCGUACCUCCCAAGCUCAGGGGUGGCCUGCUUUAAGCUUUCAGGCUUUUGAAUUUAGCUUCGAGCCGUGCCCCUCGUGCCCCUUGUGCCCUUGCCGUGACCCAAGCUUGGCGUGUGUAGAUGGAAGAUGCUCUCCGCUCAACUCCGGCUUCAUCGACCUGGGGCGAGGCAACUGGAUGCCGGCAGAGGCCCUUGCAACAGCUGCCGGUUUCCGCCAAUGUGUUGAAAAAUGCCAGGAAUCCGAAGAUUGUUCCGCCUUCAUCCUCCAGGAUUCGGGACGAUGCUUCUUGCAGAGAACCAGGCCGCAGAAAUCCCAGGAUCAUAACAUAGGUGAUAGUCUCGCCUUCUUGAAACCGUCUUGCACGACCUUUUCAUGUGGUCCUGGUGCCACACCGAAACCACUGGGGUCGAGCCCAGUUUCUGUGAGUGAAGCAGCUUGCUGCAGCUGCCUGGACCCGAAAGUUCCUGAGCCCGGCCACAGAUCCCGUGGAGAUUUGCGGUGCGUGUCAUGUCCCGAAGGCACCGAAGCUCGAAACGAAAGCUGUCGGACGUGCCCUGCAGGUCGCUAUGCCCCGGCUGGAUCCAAGACAUGUCAGGCCUGUGGCCCAGGACGUGUGCCGAAUGCCAACCGCAGCGGGUGUCAGACAUGUCCUCCGGGAACGUAUUCUGACCUGGGCCAGUGCGCAACCUGUUCUUUUCCAUUUUUCUUGGAAGACAACACCUGCAAGUGGUUUCAUCUGCCUUCGAUCGCAGUGGGGCUUGUGGUCCUUGGCCUUUCCCUGUUCUUCGCGUGUCACCGAGUGAAGAAACAGUGGCUCCGCGAGAGCCAGAAGCGCUCUGAUCAAGUGGAGAUGCUGCUGCAAGAGAUGGACGACGCACUCUGGGAUGAACAGGAGGAGACGGUGCUGCAAGACUUUCUUCAGCAGCUUAGCAGCUUCGGAUGGACACCAGAUGCCGUGGACCGGCAGGUGAAGGAGAUCCGGGCGCGUCACAGUCACCACGCAGGUGUCAGCAUGGCCUAUUUGCUCCGAGAUUUCGUGCAGUUGGCCCAGGAGAAAUCGGGGGAAGUUGAUCCCACUUUCCUCCGAUUGAAGGAAGUCUUCUGGUUAAGCGACAACAAACUUGGCCAAGACCGCCACUGCCCAAGGGAUGGGAAACCAGGUUGCGCCCUGGUGGACAUGCUUCCUUUCCAGCAUCGACAGAAGCAGAACCACUUCAUGUCUUGGAGUUGGCAGUAUUCACUGGGCCAGUUGCGAAGCGCCCUGCAGAUGUGGAGAGUUCAGAGACCAGCUGGCGAGAUUUUCUUCUACAUGUGUUUUUUCGUGAACAAUCAAUUCCGCUUGAUCGUGGACGGAACUCCUGCGGGAAGUGACAACCUCGAGGAAGUCUUCGAAGCGAAUCUUCGGCGCACGGGACACGUGGUGGCCGUGUUGGAUACCUGGCACCAGCCGAUGUAUUUGCGACGCGUGUGGACGAUCUAUGAACAGUACGUAGCCUGUGCUCUGCACAUCGAUGUGACCUUCGUGAUGCCGUACGACGCGUCCGUGUCGUUGUCCCAGAAACUGUCCCUGAGAGACGCCGGCAUUGCCGAAGUCACAGGAUCCCUCUGCGAGGUGAACGUGGCCCAUGCAGAAGCCUUUGACCCACGGGAUGAGAAAAAGGUGAAGGAAACGAUCCAAAGAAGUGUUGGUUUCGAUAGAGUUAAUUCACAUGUGAAAAGUGCCAUGGUUCAGUGGAUUAGUGGAGUUGUCAGAGAUAAAUUUCACCAAUUGGUGAAUGAAGCGUCCGAAGAGACGUUUUACGUUUAAGAGUCUAGCAGCAGCCUAGUGCCUUAAUUCGAAGUUGGCGAAUGAAGCGUGCGAAGAGACGUUUCACCUUUAAGAGUCUAGCAAAAGCCUAGUGCCUCAAUUCACAGUCAAUGAAGCGAACGAAGAGACGUUUCAUUUUAAGAUUUAAGAGUCUAGCAAAAGCCUAGUGCCUCAAUUCACAGUCAAUGAAGCGAACGAAGAGACGUUUCAUUUUAAGAUUUAAGAGUCUAGCAGAAGCCUAGUGCCGCAAUUCACAUGAAGCGUACGAAGAGACGUUUCACGUUUAGGCAUCUAGCAGAAGCCGAGUGCCUUAAUUCAAUGUUAAACUGCCUGG
Cladocopium goreaui is the source of this 2804-nucleotide messenger RNA. Lineage: Eukaryota; Dinophyceae; Suessiales; Symbiodiniaceae. The record is from the annotation of a GenBank genome assembly.